AUGUCUCUCUUGGCCUCACCCACCCCCUUCCUCUUCCUCCUCCUCCUCCUCUUCCUCCAGCAGCUGCCUCCCUGUCAGCCGGAGUCCGACCGCACUGACCCCAGCGGCGACCCCAGCCUGAGAGCGGUCACGCCCUCCAUGUUCCCCUCUUCCCCUCCCACCUCCACGCCCCUCGGGAACAGCACCUUGUCCACGAGGAGACAGAAGUGUGACGAGCCGACCGUGUGCCGGCCCGGCAUCGUGCUGCCCGUCUGGAAGCCCAUGAACCCGGGGCUGGGAGCCAAGGUGGCCAGAGCCGUGGUCUACUUUGUGUCGCUCAUGUACAUGUUCCUGGGGGUGUCCAUCAUCGCCGACCGCUUCAUGGCGUCUAUAGAGGUCAUCACAUCGCAGGAGAAGGAGGUGACCAUCACGAUGCCAAACGGAGAAACAUCAGUAGCAACGGUUCGAAUCUGGAAUGAAACUGUGUCCAACCUGACGCUCAUGGCUCUGGGCUCCAGCGCUCCGGAGAUACUGCUGUCUGUUAUAGAGGUGUGCGGCCACAACUUUGAGGCUGGCGAGCUCGGCCCGGGAACCAUCGUUGGCAGCGCCGCCUUCAACAUGUUUGUGAUCUUGGGGAUCUGCGUGUGGGUGAUCCCGACCGGCGAGACCCGCAAGAUCAAGCACCUCCGGGUGUUCUUCAUCACCGCCUUCUGGAGCAUCUUCGCCUACAUCUGGCUCUACCUCAUCCUGUCCGUCAUGUCGCCGGGCGUGGUGGAGGUGUGGGAGGCCCUCGUGACCCUGCUCUACUUCCCGGUGUGCGUCCUCCUGGCUUGGAUCGCUGACCGCCGCCUGCUCUUCUACAAGUACAUGGGCAAGCGUUACCGCGCCGACAAGCGCCACGGCAUCGUCGUGGAGACCGAAGGAGACCUGACUCCCAGCAAGGGCGGCAUGGAGAUGAUCGUAGACGGCAAGUUCCCGCCAAGAGGGGGCGCCGUGGUCCCUGCAGAAAACGGCGGCGGAGCUCAGGACGGGGCGGGAGGCGCGGCGGCCAAUAACGUUGGUGCGGGAGCCAUGGCAACGGGAGCCGGGGGCAACCUGCCCACCUCCAGCAGCAUGGUGGUCAAUGCAGAGAGCAGCAAGGAGCUGGACGAGAGCCGCAAGGAGGUGAUUCGGAUCCUGAAGGAGCUGAAGCAGAAAUAUCCCGACAAAGAGCUGGACCAGUUGGUGGAGCUGGCCAACUACUACGCCCUGCUGCACCAGCAGAAGAGCAGGGCCUUCUACCGCAUACAGGCGACGCGCAUGAUGAUCGGAGCCGGUAACGUCCUGAAGAGACACGCGGCCGACAACGCCCGGCGCACAGCUGUGGUGGACGAGGAGGCGCCGGAGGACAGCGACCUGGGGAUCUGCAGCCGCAUCUCCUUCGAGAGCGCCCACAGCCAGUGCAUGGAGAACUGUGGCAUCCUCACACUGGCUGUCGUCUGCCUGGGCGGCCUGGGAGAGAACACCUUCUACGUCGACUACAGGACUGAAGAUGGUUCAGCCAACGCCGGCUCAGACUACGAUUACAGCGAAGGGACGUUGGUGUUCAAACCGGGAGACACUCGCAAAGACAUCAAGGUUGGGAUAAUCGAUGAUGACAUAUUCGAGGAGGACGAACACUUCUUCGUGCGCCUGUUGAACCUGCGUGUCGGCGACCCCGAGGGGAUGUUUGAGAGCGACGAGGUGGGCGCCGCCCCGAAAGCUCGCCUGGUUGAGCCCCUGGUCGCCACGGUGACCAUCCUGGACGACGACCACGCUGGCAUCUUCACGUUCAGCGAGCGCAUGGUGCGGGUGAGCGAGAGCGUGGGCACCAUGGAGGUGACGGUGAACCGCAACUCUGGCGCCCGUGGCACAGUCAUCCUGCCGUACCACUCCGAGUCCGGGAGCGCCAAGUCCGGGGAAGACUACGAGGACGUCAGAGGAGAGCUGGAGUUCAACAACGACCAAACCACUCAGACGUUCCAGGUGAGGAUAAUUGAUGAUGAAGAAUAUGAAAAACAUGAAAACUUCUACAUUGUGUUGGAGGAGCCGCGCUGGUUGAAGAGAGGAAUUUCAGCUCUUCUGCUCAACCAAGAAGGGGUGGAGGGACAGAUGAGCUCGGAGGAGGAGGAGGCUCGCAGGAUAGCCGAGAUGGGGAAGCCCAUCCUGGGAGAGCACAGCCGCCUGGAGGUCGUCAUCGAGGAGUCGUACGAGUUCAAGAGCACAGUGGACAAGCUCAUCAAGAAGACCAACCUGGCGCUGGUGAUCGGCACUCACUCGUGGAGGGAACAGUUUGUGGAGGCGGUGACUGUCAGUGCAGGUGAUGGCGAUGAAGACGAGGAAGGUCAACAGGAGAACCUCCCGUCGUGUUACGACUACGUGAUGCAUUUCCUCACCGUCUUCUGGAAGGUGCUGUUCGCCUGCGUCCCGCCCACAGAGUACUGGAACGGCUGGGCCUGUUUCCUGGUCUCCAUCAGCUCCAUCGGCCUCCUCACCGCCGUCAUCGGGGACCUGGCGUCGCACUUCGGCUGCACCGUGGGACUGAAGGACACGGUGACGGCCGUGGUGUUUGUGGCGUUGGGGACUUCUAUUCCAGACACCUUUGCUAGCAAAGUGGCCGCCAUGCAGGACCAACACGCCGACGCAUCCGUUGGAAACGUCACCGGUAGCAACGCCGUCAACGUCUUCCUGGGGAUCGGCGUGGCCUGGUCAGUGGCCGCCAUCUAUUGGAAUAUCAAUGGGAAGGAGUUCAGAGUGGAUCCGGGGUCGCUGGCUUUCUCCGUCACCAUCUUCACCGUCUUCGCGUUCAUCAGCAUGGGCGUGCUCCUGUUCCGACGCCGGCCCUCCAUCGGGGGGGAGCUCGGCGGCCCGAGGACGGCCCGCAUCCUGACCACCAUGCUGUUCCUCGGCCUGUGGUUCCUCUACAUCCUCUUCUCCAGCCUGGAGGCCUACUGCCACUUCGGCAGCUUUUAA
Limanda limanda (common dab) is the source of this 2970-nucleotide messenger RNA. RefSeq names its product solute carrier family 8 member 2b (gene slc8a2b). The record is from RefSeq and is a predicted model, not a curated record. The transcript is spliced from 14 exons. Lineage: Eukaryota; Metazoa; Chordata; Actinopteri; Pleuronectiformes; Pleuronectidae. Gene Ontology annotation, cellular component: sarcolemma; axon; postsynapse. Gene Ontology annotation, biological process: sodium ion transmembrane transport; calcium ion import across plasma membrane; cell communication. Gene Ontology annotation, molecular function: calcium:sodium antiporter activity. Bases 1 to 2970 code for a protein of 989 amino acids.